This is a messenger RNA of Iphiclides podalirius (scarce swallowtail), 222 nucleotides long. The record is from the annotation of a GenBank genome assembly. NCBI's taxonomy places the organism in Eukaryota, Metazoa, Arthropoda, Insecta, Lepidoptera, Papilionidae.
AUGAGCAGCCGGCCCGCGCUUGCUUCCUUACGCCCCGGGGAAAUACAUCAACGUCGCGGUGCCCGAUCGUUUGCUUUGUAUUUCCAAACAUCCACGCUCGUGAUACCUAUUCGAGGCGAGGCGAUAGGUGACUCUACACGUUCACUUCGCACGGAACGCACGCCUGUACGCCUUGGAACGUGUCUCUCCAAUCAGAUGUCUCUGAAGGCGAAUCCGUUUACC